CUUGCACCCCCAUCACUAAAAUUGUAAUGGGCAGACAGUAAUCGAACUAUUCUAUCUGGAUAAAUGCAUUUUGGUUUUUAUGACUCCUCCUAUUUGGAGAAAUCAAGCAUCAUGUGAUGCACACACUAGCUUUUAUAUAGGUUAGAUGUAGUGUUAAGUGUUGCCCCAAAAUUAUUGGCUAAUUAAUUUUACUUCUGCAGUGGGAAGAGUUCUAGAGAAUCUGGUGUCAUAUUUUUUUCAAAAUCGAGUUAGGUGCUGUACAUGUAUCUGCUGAACAUUCCACUUUAUGUAUAUUACAGCUAUAUGGACAUCAACAUGGACAUGAUGAAAUGGGUGCAGAGAGUAAUGGAGUAAAAGAGAGUUAGUAAAUUCUCAGUAUGGACGAUUGUUAUAUUCCUGCAUAUAAUCCUGUCUUGAUUUUGGUUCUGAGUGGCAAAAGAAAAAGCGGUAAAGAUUUUGUGGCUGAACUGUUAAAAGAAAGAAUGGGUAUACAAAAAUCUGUCAUAAUUCGACUGUCAGGUCCUUUAAAGGAACAGUAUGCAAAGGAACACCAGCUUGAUUACUCAAGGCUGCUUGAUGCUACAGAAUACAAAGAAUUCUAUAGAACUGACAUGAUUCUAUGGGGUGAAGAAAUUCGACGUAAAAAUCCAGGUUACUUCUGUUACCAUGCGUUACUUCAACAGAAUGCUGAUAAAAAACCUGUAUGGAUUGUAAGCGAUGCUCGAAGAAAAACAGACAUUACUUUCUUUAGGACCAACUAUCCAUGUGCAACCAAGACUGUUCGGGUGUCUGCUACCUUAGAAACAAGAAAAUCACGUGGAUGGGUAUUCACACCAGGUGUGGAUGAUGUGGAGUCAGAAUGUGGUCUUGAUGAUGUCCAAGACUGGGACUUUGUAAUAAAAAAUGAUGGAGAUGAUAUUUUAUUGAAUGAUGGUAUUCAACCCAUUUUGGAUUUAGGAGUAAAGAGGAUUUCUUUAGAUAAUGUCUAAUGCUUAUUUCACCCCCAAAACAUCUUCAAAUUUAUUUAUGUGCUCUGUAUUCCAGUCAUAUUUUAAUAUAAUAAGCAUUAAAUAUACAUUUUAAAUUAUGCAGUUAUAUAUUUAUAUACACCCAUAAAACAAGAGAUGAAAACCUGACUAGGAAAAUGUGAAGGAAAAGUUUUACAGUUUCUUGUCUAAAAUUAAAAGAUUAGUUUUCUAAAUAUUUCACCAUUAUGACUUCAUCAGGAGAACACAAUUACUAUAUUUUGGCUUCUGAAAUAAAUCAUAGCUGAAACACAGUGAUCUUUUUCUCCCGAUGAAACAUUGAAAGAGAUAACAACAUUAAAUAUUAACAAAUCUCUCGUAUUAGUGUGUUUCAUUUUUGUGCUUUAAAAUUUUGCUUUCUAAGUCCAAAAUAAUCCAGUGGUUACAGACUUGUAGCAGUUAAAUUGAGCCACAAAGUUUUGAAAACUAUUAUCUGGACAUUUGUGAUGAAUGAAAAAUAAGGCAUAUGUAAAAAACAAAAUUGCUUAAGCUAGUGUGAUGAAGUUGAGGAGCACCUGGUAAUAUUUUUCUUAUUUAUUUCUUUACUCUCAUGUAUAUUUACUAGUGGUGUUAGCUGUAGCUGAACUUAACUCACACUAUGAAAUUCAUAACAUUCUAUUAUUAAAGGUUAUAUGUACAAAAUCUGUGUUCAUCAGACCUAAUUGUAUUAAUUCCAUGUUCUUGCCUGUUUCAAGCUGAUGUUAUAAGUUUUCAACAGAAACCUUAAGAGGUGGGCUAUAAUUACUACUGAAAUGUUGUAAAGAUACUUAAUUCCAGUACACCUAUAACUGGAGAUAACCAUAGCACAAUUAAAGUUUGUUUUUCCUACAAAUAUCAAACUUCACUUUGGGAACAUACAAAUGAUUUACUAAUAAUCAGUUUGUUUUGUUCGAAAACUUCAGACCCAACAACGCUUAAGAUACAUUAAUUUUUACGCUCUAAAUAAUAAUCAUUCUUGACAGGCUUUGCAGUAUUAUUAUGUAUAUGUGUCAAGUAUGUAAGUAUAUUUAAUUUAACUGUGAAAAGGCAUAGGAAGCAUUGAUAUUAUGUUAUGGAGGAUAUAUAUAUAUAAUAUACUUAAUUUUUUUCCUACACUUUGUCUUCUACUUUAAAAAUCAAUUGAAGAACAAGUGUCAAAUAUGUUUUAAAGAAAAAUAUUAUGAUCUAUAUAGAUAAUCAACUAAUUUAAUAUCACACCAUAAUCAUUGGUAAUUAUAAUUUUUGACUCGCUGCAAUGGGCACAUGUGUGGUACACAUUACAUAUAAUUUGUAUUAGACUUGAGAAGUGUGAUUUUAAUAUGGGAGUUUUGAAUAUAGUACCAUUACAAAGAAAGAGUAUUCCCCUUCUCACUAUCCAAAGUCUGUUUACCAGUUUCUGAUAAAUAAUGAAAUAUUACAACCUUUUUUAGUGUGUAUAUCAAAGUACACCUGGCAAUACUGUAUUUUGAUGCAAAUAACCCAUGGGCUAUACGUUUUUUUGUUGUACUUUUUAAAGACUGAAAUCACCAAUUUUCUAUUCCGAAGGUUCGUUUAUGUUGUUCUUGUUCAACAUGUGGAGUGAUUCAUCAAUCAGCCGAUAAAUACAGUUGUUGGCAAUCCCAGUUAUUCUGUGGUCAAAGGAGAAAGUAUAAAUACAAAUACUUUUAACCGUAUUUAUCAGUAUUUGAAUUGAUUACAAUUGAAAAUUAAUUAAUUGCUCACGUAUUCCAAGACGAGUAGAUUUCACUUUCAGUGCGUCUCUUAGCAUUACCACAACCUUUUAACCUGUGAUUGGCUUCACCAAUAAUUGUUAUAGUGAUUUAUAAUAAUCUGGACAAACUUGUAAAAUGAUAUAAAGUUCAACAGCUAACAUGGUGAAUUUAGAUGAAUGGAUGGCAACUGCCUGUUGUAGAAACACAAAUAUAGAGGACGAUGUUUUGAAAUGUCUUUUGCCUUUCAUUUUCAGGUCAGUCUUUAUAAUAUUCUAGUGGAUUGUGAAGGACAUGUUAUGAUUAGAUGGUUUAUCCCUGUUUCCUGUAGAUUCAACCAAUGGUAGCCACAGGUUGCUCACCUGUAAUCCAGAAUCUCAGUUCAGUAAAUGUUUUAUUUUCUUUAAUUUUUCAUGUCUUGCAAAAUUGGUCUGUGUCACUGGCUUGCACUGUGUCACGUGCCUAAAUGUUUCUCUUAGAUCAUUUUUUUCCUUAGGUGUGGGUUAUUUGUGUGAAAAUAUCUAUAAACAUGGUUGUGAAAGAGUUCACGUAUAAACAUGCUAACCGAAGCAAAGUUAUAAUGCAUAAUUUUAUCUUUUUUUUUUUAAUACAUAUUUCAAUUUUAAAGUGUGGACUUUGUGAAUGUUUUACUUUUUUUUUGAAGAGUUUAAAAUAUGUAUCUUUUAAUAAAGGGUUUCAGAGAAGUA
Limulus polyphemus (Atlantic horseshoe crab) is the source of this 3420-nucleotide messenger RNA. RefSeq names its product phosphomevalonate kinase-like. Gene Ontology annotation, molecular function: phosphomevalonate kinase activity. The transcript has 5 exons. The record is from RefSeq and is a predicted model, not a curated record. The coding region runs from base 378 to 989 and encodes 203 amino acids. NCBI's taxonomy places the organism in Eukaryota, Metazoa, Arthropoda, Merostomata, Xiphosura, Limulidae. Gene Ontology annotation, cellular component: cytoplasm. Gene Ontology annotation, biological process: isopentenyl diphosphate biosynthetic process, mevalonate pathway; cholesterol biosynthetic process.